AUGUACGACUAUCCACUAACCGCAACAUCCUCGACACCUCCCUCGCCCCAAUACCCGCGAAAGCACCACCGCAGGCGAUCACAAUCCCCCCUCCCCCAUCUGGCCACCCUCCUCCCAACUCACCAGCACGAGUACUCGCCAUCCUCUCGCGCCGCGGAUAUCUCGCGUCUUCUCGACCCCGCGUACGCGAGCAGCUCAACCUCAUCUUCCUCGGUCAGCGCGUCGCCCGCGUCACCACAGACACGCGUGUAUGUCGACCAUCACGGUGAGAUCCACGACCCCGACUACCGCGACUUCCCCGUCCUCCGCCCCACCGCGCUCUCCAGCUACCCUGGAAAGCACCGUCGACCAAGCGCGAGUUCCGCAGCGCGUUCCCGCAGCCACGAUCGCUAUCUGGCCGCGCUCCAGCCACAGCGGCCGAGUUGGGAGCGCGAUUGGGGCACAGAGGUCGACGAUUCCGACGAGGAUGAUGACAACGUAGAGGGUGAGAGCCAGUCUCACUUCAGCCCCUUCGCAUCACACCACGGCACCCCGCGGAGGAACACGUCGCAGAGCGCGUUCGCGUUCAGCUCCUCGUACCCAUCGAGCUACUACUACUUCACCGAGAAGGCGCCUGCAACGAGCCCCCCGGACUCGUAUGAGGGCGAAUUCUCUAACGCGCUCCAGCUCCACGAGUCACCGUUCGAAGACGAUGCUGGCGAGGUCAUCGAGGAGUCGCGGAAGACGGCCUCUUUGAUUAGGAAGGUGUCGAAGCCAAAGAAGUCGGCCACGUUGGAGGUGCAGCCCGAGAAGGACGAGGAGGACGAGUCUUCUCCCGCGCUCCGUCCAUUAGAUGAAGAGGGUGACGAAGACGAGCACGCGUCAACGCCGACGUGCACGCAUCUCCUGCGCCAGCAGUGGCAGGCGAUAUCCCUCCGUGUCCGCUUUGGCGUAUAUCACGCUAAGCGGAAAAUACUCCCGCGUCAACGACGCGCAUAGAACAACAGCUUCACGUCUGGUCUUGUUUCUGUUCACUUGGAUCACCCCUCAGCGCAAAGGCCCCCACGACGGGAGUCCUGGUCGACUCGGUGCGCGUGUGCGCGGACACAGGUCGAUAUGCGCGGUCUCUUCGGUUCCCGCAGAUCUGUAUGUCCUCUUCCCUCGUGCACGGAGCGCAGUGGUCACGCCUACCGAACCGUGGAAAAGCGAUUCCGCAUCGACCCGCGACGCAACUCGCAACGCUAUCCUUAUGCAUUCACUUCUCAUCCUGUCUUCUCUCUCACCCUCAUGACGAUUCCUCACGCCCUGCGGUACCGCGCGCACGCGCAUUCUGCAUUCGCGCAGGGCCGCGGCGCACUUCCCACUGUUCUCACGCGCUAUCUGUCGCUUCCCAUAUUCCCGGACUCCCCGUCGCUCUUCACGAACGGACACAAUGUCGGACAUGUCACGCUCGGACUGGAUACUGCCUAUUUGCUCCCAUCCUCAUCUCACCUCCCGUCACGCAUCGCAUGUUUAUCUGACUCUCAUCAUGUUGCUCACGCUCUCAUCUGCACGUCUGUUUUCUUUCGCAUCCCACAUCAUGAUAUCCUUUCGCACACAUCUGGCCCUCGCCGGUCGACUUGGGGCCUCAAGUUGGGGCUUCUUGGAUCCGUUCUGCACUCUUCACCUUCAUCUUCCUCUUCACCACCUCCCGUCACCAUCGCAUCGCACGCAUUGCAUUGUCGUUGUAUCACAUAGGUUUCUUUGUUCACUCACGC
Dichomitus squalens LYAD-421 SS1 is the source of this 1736-nucleotide messenger RNA. RefSeq lists its product as uncharacterized. The record is from RefSeq and is a predicted model, not a curated record. Bases 1 to 978 code for a protein of 325 amino acids. The transcript is spliced from 2 exons. NCBI's taxonomy places the organism in Eukaryota, Fungi, Basidiomycota, Agaricomycetes, Polyporales, Polyporaceae.